Molecule: messenger RNA, 525 nt
Organism: Rodentolepis nana
Lineage: Eukaryota; Metazoa; Platyhelminthes; Cestoda; Cyclophyllidea; Hymenolepididae
Source: the annotation of a GenBank genome assembly
AUGUGUAAUUCGGAAAUCGCCCCAAAAUCCUUAACCAGCAAUUCCGUCAGCACCUCCAUCACCUCUGAGAACUUGAGCAGUGAGCCAAGUCUCAUGUGGAGCCUCACAUAUGAUGGGGAGAACAGCAGUUCAACCGACGGCAAUCAAUUACCUCAGUAUUCGUGGCGAAAGAAGCACGCUACGAACAAGUGUAGUGACGGCGAUUCGCAGAGGAAUACUCCACCUCCCAUCACUGUGGAUAAGGAGAAUGUGGACGCGAGGGAGUUGUUGAGGAGAAAGUAUGAAAUUCUUCAGCAGAUUGCUUUAGAGCAUUCUAAGCUGGCUGGACUAAUGCAUGACGAAGUGGAUCUAACUGGAAUUGAACCCGAGAAUUAUAGGGAAUCAAUGAAGGCCUAUGAAAAGGCAGUCGACGACUUUGAAUGCUUCCAAAUCUUUAUGGAUUCGAUGGUUAUUACAACAAGUCAGGAGUCGGAUGUUACUCCAGGUGAGUCAAAGAUUAUUCGUCAUAUAAUUACUUUAAUGUGA